UAAAGCGUCCAGGAACGAAGAUAUGUGCACACCUAUUUGCAAUAGGCGUGAGGAUAUUCAGUUACUUGUGAGAUCUGAAUAGCACAUUAGACCUAUGGAUAUAGAAAAUGCCGUCAGCCAUUUCAGUUGAAUUUCCAUCCAGGUUUGUUUGACGAAAACUCUCCAAUAACUCAGGAACGCUUAAUCAAUUUGCUAUGCAUGGCAGCCACGUAAAAGAGACGAUAAAUAUCUAAAAGGACAAAGGCAGAUCAAAUUGUAAAAGUUGCACAGGCAGUUAAAAAUCCCAUAAGGGCCCUCUUACUGAAAAUACCAGCCGUAGAGUAACAGAACUUAGAGAAAACUAUCCUUGCGUCACAUAGGAAUGUCUUAUUUUGAUUAAAAAGGACGCGUUUGAAAUGUCUCCAACAGAAUUUAAUAAAAAACAAAAGCUGUCAACUGGCCCUCAGGAGGAGGCAGAAGAAUAUGCUCCGAAUAGUUAAUUCAUUUGUUAGCUGAAGACGACGGGUAAUGGGUGCUAGUGGAUAGAUAGUACCACACUUGACUUACGUUGCGUUGGGAUAGUCCUUGAAAUAUGUGUCGGUAGUUUUGUGAGUGCUUCGUUGUAAUAAAGGACGGAAUGGAAAACGUAUCAAGUGAUUUUCUCGUAUUUCUACAGAAUCUCAGCGAACGUAAUUUAGCGAAAAUAACAAGAAAAUGAAUAUGGGCUGUAGUUAAGUCUGUAGUACUUAGUGACUGAUGGAUAUAUUUACGAAGAAAGUGCAGUUAGAAGUUAGUAUAGUAUUCAGUAUACCGUCUGGCAGAUAUAUUUACGAAGUGCAGUGAAAAAGAAAAAAAAAAUAUUAACGUUUCUACUGACUGGUAUAUGUACGGAAAAAGUGUUGUUCAAAUGAAAAAUAUUCAAGACUGAAAUAUAUUUGCGAAGAGAAUGUAGUUAACUUGAAAAAAUAUCAACAUUUCGACUGACAGAUAUAUUUACAAAGAGAGUGCUGUUAAAAUGAAGUAUAUUCAACAUAUCGUCUGACAGAUAUUUUUAAGAAGAUAGUGCAGUUAACAUGAAAUAUAUUUACGAGGAAAGUGUAGUUAAAAUGAAAUAUAUUUAAAAUGUUUUCGACUGACAGAUCUAUUUACGAAGAGAGUGCAGUUGAAAUGAAGUAGUACAAUAAACAUAUCGCUUAGCAGAUAAUUCUAAGAAACUAUUAAUUCGUUUUGAAAACUUUGAAUUGUAAAAGUAAAACGUAAAAGGAUUCUUUAUUCCCUAAUAAACUAUUUAACGACGUAGAAUAAUGACUAUUCAUUUUAAAAAUACACAUUUGAGAUAGGUUUGAAAACUAUGGCGUUUUGAACUGUACCUAGGUCUAAAUGGAUAAAACUCUAGUGUUAUUGAUAAGGGGAAAACAGUGAUUAUUAUUUUUGCUUGUUGCACAUUGUUUUUGCAACGUGUUUUAGAUACUGGAUCAUAUAUAGACAAAGUAUGACUUGGAAAAUGAAACUUCUUUGUGAAGUUUAUGUUGCUUCGUUCUGUUAGACCCAUGCCUAAUUAAGAGCAUAAUUUCAGAAGCUGAGAUAGAGUCUUCUUCUUGACGCAUCUUUCACAAGAGAGACUCUAAACAGAAAUAAAAGUCCCCAUGUACAGUCAACAUGUUCAAGCGAGCCCGGGGGGAGAGUAUCUCCCUGGCUGGACCCCCAUGAAAACUCUGGAUGGCACGACUGACACCAGAUAUGCUGAGCAGAGCUCCACGGUAAUCCAACCACCACAGGAGAGGCGCAGGAAACACAGCGUCUACAGCAACCCCUAUCCUGGGCAGAUUGACAAAGACCUCGCGAUGAAACAUGUUCUAGCGAGUGACGUCAUGGAGAGGAAGCCCGCCCCACCAGGGACCAAAUCCACCAUAAACGGCAUCCUACUGCAUCCUGGUCUGCUGGCCAAACACGGCCUAGAAGACGAUAUUGCGGAGCGAGAGAGCGUUGCCUCGGACACAAGAACGAAGAAGAACAGCCUUCUGAGUGUGUCAUCAGAUUCGAGGUCCAAACGGAGUAGCAUUCUGAGUGUUUCGUCAGAGCCGAGGUGUAAGAAACUUAGCACGGUCAGCAUGCCCCCAGAGCUGAGGCGUAAGAAAAGCAGCAUCAUCAAUGUGCCCAUGGAGACAAGGUUUAAGAAAAACAGUGUUGUCAGUUUCUGUGGCCUGUUACCUAAAGACGAUGAAGAGGAGGUUAUUUUGGAGCAAGAAUACAAACAGUCUGAUCAGAGUUCCAAAAGUAGUGUUGUCAGCUAUGCAGGUGAUGCGGCCGAGAGAGAUAGCAGCUUGUCAGAUAAAAGGUUCAGAAAACGUAGUCGAGUGAGCUUGUCUAAUUUGUAUGAGGAAUUCACAGAAAAGGAAAAUAUUCGAUCAGGGCAGCAGUCCAAGAGAAGUAGCGUCAGUAGUCUUUCUGGUCUGUCGGCUAAAGAGGCCUUGGAAAAUGACCUUUUUGAUGACAGCACGUCAUUCCCGCACGUUCAUGAAAGGAACGGUUUUGUUCACUCUGUUGAUACAUUUACUGGUCCUCUUUACUCUCCUGGCCUACCACGCAAAGUUGAUGUUGAACAUGGCAUCAUGGUGAAGGACAGAACAUCUGAAAAGCGGUUGAAAAAGCACAGUACUGUUAGUUUUUCCGAUCUACCAGUCACUUACUCCAUAGAAAAUGACACGGCGGAGGAUACAGAAGACACAUCACCAAAGAUAAGGAGAAAGAAACAUAGCACAGUGAGCUUUUCAGGCAUACCACCAGACGACAAUGCAGGUGAGACUGCAACAGAGAAAAAUGGCGACUUGCCAGAACAGAGGACUAGAAAGAUCAGCACAGUUAGCUUCUCUGGAUUGUCAGAAAAAGAUUUGGAAAGUGAUGAGCUUGACGAGGAAGAUGCGGAGAACAGGAAGAACGCCUCCCCUAGGCCGAGGAAAAGGAGACUUAGCCCCAACAGCAACUACUCAGGUCUGCUCUCCAGAGAAGCAAGUGUCCAGUCACUGGAUACGCCUAAAUAUAGAACGGCAGUCAGAGCUAUCACUCUUGUCUUGCUUGGCAGCUUCAUGAUCGGCCUUUGCAGCCUCGGGUUCUACUCCCUCGUCGAGGCCAGAAGGAAAAGUACGAAGGGGGCCGAAGAACCCAACAGAAUCAACAGGAUACCACAGCUGUCGUUAAACCCGAGCGUCAAUUGGAGGAGUGCUGCUACUGCAGAAAACUGCCACACCGAUCCGCUGAACACCUGUCCUGAGUACUUCGAGGAGCCGCCCUUGGUGGUCAUAGCACUGGAUGGGCUGCGCCCCGACAUGCUGAACGCCCAGGAGACUCCUGCGCUCUCGUUCCUGCGCAAAUGCGGCGUCUCCGCUCGAAGCCUUGUGCCGGCUUAUCCUGCGCAGACUUUGCCGAACCUAUUCUCCAUUGCCACGGGAUUGUAUCCAGAGUUCCAUGGAAUUAUAGACAACUUCAUGUACGACUCCAUUCGUAACGAGAGCCUUGGUGUCACAGAAUUAGGACGAGAGAUUCCACAGUGGUUGGGCAGCCACCUGGGCGGCGAACCUAUCUGGAGCACAGCUAUGGGGCAGGGGAAGAAAUCAGCUGUUAAUUACUGGAUUGGAGAAGAGGUCUACAGUGACAGAGAGCAGCCAACUUACGAGUUCCCUUUUAGGGCCAACAAACCUCUGAGUGUGAGGACCAGGCAGAUUGUGGACUGGUUAACUUUGCCUCCUCAGGAGGUUCCAUACUUGACCAUGGUCUACUAUGAGCAGCCUAUGGCUUCCAUAGCUAAGUUUGGUCUGAAUUCCCAAGAGGCAAAGGACGCAAUCAAGGAAGUUGACAAACAGAUCGACAACCUGAUGUACGAGCUCCAAGCCCAAGGCUUACUUCACUGUGUGAACUUCCUGAUCGUAUCUGACCAUGGGGUGGCUGAAGACGACUGCAGUUACUUGUAUUUCGUAGAGACACUUCUGACAGACAGCGUGUCGCAGCGAGUUUCUCUUGAACUGGGAGGACGAUACAGACUCGAAGAACGAGAAGGUUCUGCACAAGACACUCCUCAGUCAGCACAGUGUAAGAGUCCCUGGGUCAAUGCUCCCUCUAAGCCCUCUAAGGAUCUACUGCCUGUAAGGUACCACUUCGCUGAAGACAAGAGAGUCGAAGAAACCCUCUUUAGCCCAAAGGCAGGAACAAGAGCUGUCACACAGGACGGAAGCAAUUGCAAUUAUGACAACAGCUACGAUAAUGUCAAUCCCGAUAUGCAGGCAAUCUUCAUAGGAUUCGGUCCUGACCUCAGAAUGAACUACACAACUCCCAGUUUCGGCAAUGUAGAACUGUACAACUUGAUGUGCAAGCUGCUAAGGAUUGAACCGGCCCCGAAUAAUGGAACAGAGGGAAGCCUGGAACAUAUGCUGUGUCAGCCCUCGACGACCGUCUCAACGAACGACAUCAAGAACAUACUGAAGGAGGAGACCCACCCCCCACCAAAGAAAACCCCAAGGAACAAGGAGUACAAAGAUGGCGUUCUCUACGACUCCCAAAUCGAGCCAGCUUGCGUGUGUGAUGCCAGGGACCCGGAGGAGAUGGGUGAGUUUUCGUCAACGGCUUCCCCAGUCACUACCAGCACAACUGAGGUUUCCGAAAUCCUUCCUAGCCAUAGGCCUAUGUUGCAUCCCACUGAACUGUACGCCAACGAUACAGAAUACAACAACGUUAAUAAUGACAGCUUUAGCUCUGUUGUCACUACAACCACAGUGCCCACGACUACAACAACAGCAACUACUUUUACAACCACGCCACAACCGCUUCCACCCACGACUACUUUGAGCUUGCAGGAAGUGCAGGCUCAUCUGUCCUUGCUACUCAACGAACACGCGCCUUGGGGAACUCCGGGAUACACUUCUUUGGAGGGCAACAGUGGGAAAGUACAGGUCCUUCUCCACUCUAAUUACGUCAUAGGUCUUCACGAAGCGAUUAACCUGGGUCUUUGGGUAAGCUUUACCUUCGAUAUCGAGACCAUCGCACUCGUCCAGAUAGACAGACUCAAAAUACUCGAGGAAGAGGAAGACCAACAGGGGUCUCAAAUAGACCCUCGCCCUCCACCCUGCUGGAGAGCUGACCCUCGGCUCAGUCGCUCCCUGGAAGAUCAGUGUCACAGGAUGUUAACUACAGAUCUCUACCAGAGGAAGAAUAUCUCGCUCAUACAGCUCUUCCCUGAAGAACUGGAAACGAGAGAAAUGAGCGAAGAGGAAGGUCACCUGCUGUCCAACAUGUCGCCUGUUCGGGCAGGGUACUUCGAGGCCCGCAGAGCCAUGAUCAAUGCCCUGGAAUACUGGGUCACCGAGAGGAUGGACCUCAACGUGAUUCAUGGCCCAGUCUUCAACCACAACUUCGACGGACACCGGGAUUCAGUCAGCAGUGUGUUGAAUGACUUGAAGCCCUUAGUCCCGAGUGAUUACUUCUACAUCGUGAGCUCCUGCCGGGGGAAGGAGAAGGUGGCCAGGUGCUCAGGAGACGACCUGGAUGUCCUGGCCUUUGUCUUCCCCAAUGUUGACCUUGAGGACUAUUGUCCUAUGAGUGACGCAGAGUACCUCCACUACCACCUCAGUAACGUCAGGGACGUCGAGCAGCUAACGGGCCUCCUCUUCUUCAGGAGCACCUACUGGAACUGGCAGGAGACGCUUAUGCUGAAGGCUAUGCAGCCCUUCGAAAUCUGGCCCUUGUCCGAUGAUGAGUCGACCGUAAAACGCUAGCGAAUCGUGACACUCAAAAAAAUCACUAUUGAUAUGGAAGUCUUGAUUGAUUGAUGGGUUUAUGAAUUCUAGGCUGUCAAGCCUAAGUAAAUGGCAAGGUAAAGGGAUACAGAAAAUAUAUGAGAUGCGGAACAAGGAGCUCCACGUGAAACUAGGAAACUAAGAAUAAUAGAGAGAUUGGACGACAAGCAACCAGGGACCAAAGGGACGCUACAAACACCUUUUAGUAAUGCCCACAGUACAUCGACUGAGGUGCACUGAUGGUAUUAACACCCCCUUACAGGGACUGUGGCAGUGAUAACAAACUCUAUUUUCAAGACGUUUUAUCUUUCACAAACUGUUGUCCUACAAAGAUGAUCAACAUAUACAAUAAACCCCUACAUACAGUACACUUACAUAUACAUGAUGUUGACAUUUAUCUGUGGUGUCAUUGUAUCUUAACAUUUUACAAAUGACACGACAGGAUUGAACUAAGAUGUGUAUUCCUUAUCAUGCAGGAGUCAACAAGACAAUAGGUUCAUAAUUCCUAUCAUUAUCAGCAUGAUUCAAGAUGUAGAAUUUCGCUUAUUAUAAAAAAAAUUCUUUGAAUUGCCCUUCAUUUCUGUGA
Molecule: messenger RNA, 6351 nt
Organism: Macrobrachium nipponense
Lineage: Eukaryota; Metazoa; Arthropoda; Malacostraca; Decapoda; Palaemonidae
Exons: 18
Coding region: 1626-5744 (1372 amino acids)
Molecular function (GO): nucleic acid binding; hydrolase activity; metal ion binding
Source: RefSeq, a predicted model, not a curated record